Molecule: messenger RNA, 447 nt
Organism: Didymodactylos carnosus
Lineage: Eukaryota; Metazoa; Rotifera; Eurotatoria; Philodinida; Philodinidae
Source: the annotation of a GenBank genome assembly
AUGGAAAAUGACAUAUUACAUAAUAAGUUUAUGAAACAUAUCCAAGCAUUGACUUUAUGUUAUGAUCAAAAAGCAAAACGAAGAGUUGGAGCACCUUCCUAUCAUGAACAAAUACCAGAACUUGUACAAGCAGCACAAAAUGUGCUUGAAUUGAAUGCUAUUGGUGCAGAUAACCAUCGUCGAACAGAUGAAGUUCGUUACAAUGGGCUUAGUACUAAAGAAUUGAAAGCAGCAAUCAUUAAUCACUUAAAAGAUCAAUAUCCUCAAAUUAAAAAUAUAUCAGAGUCAACGAUAAGACAUCUUAUGUUACCACCAUGUUCCAAUAGAAAAGCAGCUAUUUAUUAUAAAUCUAAAAUAAUUGGUAAAGUUGUCUCAAAAAGAAAUUCGAGACCAUCAUCAAUUAACAAUGAUUCACAUUUUGCAAGUGCACAGAUAAGACUACGCUAA